AACUUUUGAGCAAGAGUAGACAAAUUAAGACUUUUCUUUUCUUGGUCAAGAUAAUUAAGUCUUUUCUAUAUUUGAUUACUGGAUUUGUACGGGAAAUUCAUUUCCUGUUUUUUAGGCUAACUCUUUGACUUUCUUUUUUUUGUUUUUGAUAACUUUCCUUUGUAUUAUUUAUAUACAAAGAGAGAGAAUUAUCAAUAAUUUAAACAAGCCAAGGAGGGUUAGGACGACGAUUCACCAUGGGGAAUAAGGGAAAUCUAGGAUCUGUGAUCUUCUUCUGGGCUCUGCUGGUUGCUGUGGUAGCCAUGGCCACCGAGCAUCGUCCCAUUGAGCGGACUAAAGGCAUCAAUGGUCUCGACAAGAUCAUCGUCCGCGACCAUCGCGGUCGAUCUUUUGAGGUUUACUUGUAUGGAGGACAAGUAACUUCUUGGAAGAAUGAGAAGGGAGAAGAAUUACUUGUUAUGAGUAGUAAGGCUAUCUUCAAUCCUCCAACACCGAUUCGUGGAGGAAUUCCAAUAUUGUUUCCGCAAUAUAGUAACACCGGUCCACUUCCCUCACAUGGAUUUGCAAGACAGAGGUUUUGGGAAGUUGAGGCUAAUCCACCUCCUUUGCCAUCAAAGACUUCUUCUCAUGCUUUCGUUGACCUGAUCCUACGAUCAUCCAACGAUGAUUUGAAGAUCUGGCCUCACAAGUUUGAGUAUAGACUGAGAGUAGAAUUGGGACAUGAUGGAGAUUUGACGUUGACUUCUCGUGUUAAGAAUUCUGACACUAAGCCGUUUAACUUCACAUUUGCUCUUCACCCCUAUUUCGCUGUUUCCAAUAUCAGUGAAAUCCAGGUCGAAGGAUUGCACAAGUUGGAUUAUCUUGACCAACAAAAGAACAGAACACGUUUCACUGAUCAUGAGAAGGUUAUAACUUUCAAUUCUCAACUUGACAGGUUGUACCUAAGCACUCCAGACAACAUAAGAAUCGUGGACCAUAAGAAAAAGAAGACUCUUGUUGUACACAAGGAGGGACAAGUUGAUUCAAUUGUGUGGAAUCCAUGGGACAAGAAAGUGUCCGAUUUAGGAGUUGACGACUUCAAGCGUUUCGUAACGGUGGAAAGCGCGGCUGUCGAGAAACCAAUCACGGUGAACCCGGGCCAAGAGUGGAAAGGAAUACUACAAAUGUAUGUGGUUCCUUCGAGUUGCGCCAGUGGAAAGCAUGACCCUGAGUCUUGUAUUCAUCAUCCUUGAUAAAACAAAAAAAACAAAAAAAAAAAAACACUUCAAAACUGUCUUAUUAAAGUAUACUGCUUGACGUUCCCAAGAAACAUCACAUGGCGAACAUAUGAAGUUAGUUGGGUGGGAUCCAAACUGGACUCUUGACCAGUUUUAUUGUUUUGUAAUUGUAGUGUUUCGUAAAUCUCUGUCAAAUAAUAAAGUGGAAAGGUGUUUUUUAUUGGGUUCAA
Molecule: messenger RNA, 1447 nt
Organism: Camelina sativa (false flax)
Lineage: Eukaryota; Viridiplantae; Streptophyta; Magnoliopsida; Brassicales; Brassicaceae
Product: putative glucose-6-phosphate 1-epimerase
Biological process (GO): carbohydrate metabolic process
Cellular component (GO): cytoplasm
Molecular function (GO): glucose-6-phosphate 1-epimerase activity; carbohydrate binding
Source: RefSeq, a predicted model, not a curated record